AUGUCCAACGAGCGAAACUUGCAGCCUUCCAACGAUAAGGACAGCAAGAGCAGCAGUGAGCAUAACGAGCUCGAUGCCUUUCGAAUCGACGUCUCCCACCAAGAGAUGGCUAUGAUCAUGCUCGAGAUGGAGAAGUUCUGUGCAACGUGUCCUGAGGAUACUUGGAUCCCGCUGGAAGACGGCAUUCAGUGGCUGUGCACAAGCUUGGGCUAUGAGGAUAAGGAUGAAUUCGAAGAUGCUAUCAAAGGUAGCUUCAAAGACUUCCUCUCAAAAUUACCCCAGUUCGAAAUGAAAGAGCAAGACGGCAAGUGGUAUUUCAAGCCUAUUGCAAUCAAGGAGGACUUGGAUAAAUCUACCUGGGAUCGACCACAGAAGAUGACACUACAUAUCACUGAGCGGAAGCAGCUGUGGACCACCUUCUUGAAGAGCUCCUAUGCUCACGUCGAGAUACCUGAGCUCGAGUUUGGGAUUGGUGCUGAUAUGACUAGACAAGUAGACACCAUCUACAACUUCAUCGCUGCUGCCGUCCUCAACUUGAGCGAUUAUAUCAAGGAUCACCAGAAGAGUAUGUCGGAAGAUCAACUUGAAAAGAUGUGUGAUGCUGUCGCCGAACUGAAUAGGAUUCUCGAUGUUGAUGAGCCCUUCACCUGGAUUGUGCAUGAUCCCAGCGGUCGGAGUUGCUUCAAGCCUGCUGAUGACGUGAAGGUUGAGUACCUUGAUUUGGAUACCAUCAGUGAGGAAGGAGAGGAGGAGGGGGAAGGACAGCAGCAGCAACAAUAG
Messenger RNA from Perkinsus marinus ATCC 50983, 780 nucleotides. RefSeq lists its product as hypothetical. The transcript is spliced from 6 exons. The coding region runs from base 1 to 780 and encodes 259 amino acids. The record is from RefSeq and is a predicted model, not a curated record. Gene Ontology annotation, molecular function: zinc ion binding. Gene Ontology annotation, cellular component: nucleus; cytoplasm. Lineage: Eukaryota; Perkinsozoa; Perkinsida; Perkinsidae.